AUGCGGCGAAAUCAGUCGUUAAAGCCCUGGUGGGCAAUCCUCCUCAUCACCUUCUUCGCUUCGUCAGUCACGGCUCAUACUGUCAUCACCUAUCCCGGAUGGAGAGGAAACAACCUCCACUCCACUGGAAACAUGAGCUCUUUACAAGGCAUGGCUAUUGCAAGAUCACCAAACAAUGAAUCGGAAUUGCUAUAUCCUCUAGGGAUGCAAUGGGCCUAUCCAUGUGGUGGAAUGCCAGUUACACAGAAUCGAACGAAAUGGCCCGUUAAAGGAGGUGCAAUUGCCUUCCAACCUGGCUGGUUUCCUGGCCAUAAAACUGCCUUUAUCUACAUGAAUAUGGGAUUCGGAACUAUUGCUCCCAACAUGAGCCAUCCGAUGAUUGCCCCAUUUCAAUUAAUCGGACCUACAAAAGAGGAAUAUCCCGGCACGUUUUGCCUUCGGCAAGUUGCGCCCCCCGCGGGUUUCGAAUACAAAGUUGGUGACAAUGUGACAAUACAAAUCAUCGAAACUGCCAUUCAUGGUGCUGCCCUUUAUAAUUGUGUCGAUGUUACAUUAGCAGAACCCGGCGAUGUCGAAGAGGUGACCAGAGAAAAUUGCUUCAACUCCUCUGAAUUAUCCGCCAGAUACAUUUUUGCCAUGGAUAUCUCAAAUACCGCUUCCAUCGUUUCAUCACCAGGAAUGAGUCUCGUUGUCGUUCCAUUGCUGCUGGCCGGCUCUUUUGCCCUCCUGUUUUAG
Messenger RNA from Paracoccidioides brasiliensis Pb18, 735 nucleotides. RefSeq lists its product as uncharacterized. The transcript is spliced from 3 exons. The coding region runs from base 1 to 735 and encodes 244 amino acids. The record is from RefSeq and is a predicted model, not a curated record.